Aegilops tauschii subsp. strangulata is the source of this 1174-nucleotide messenger RNA. RefSeq lists its product as uncharacterized. NCBI's taxonomy places the organism in Eukaryota, Viridiplantae, Streptophyta, Magnoliopsida, Poales, Poaceae. The record is from RefSeq and is a predicted model, not a curated record.
ACGCCCGUCGUAUAUAACCAGGACCAGUACACCGUACAAGGGACAAGGCUGAAAAGGCAGACAAUCCAUCGACAUCGAGGUCGAGCUGAUCAACCAAGAAUCUAUAGCUAGCUAGCGCGUCCAGGUCUCGGCAGAAGCAGGCGAUGGAGAGGAAGCCGACGAAGAAGCACGCGAGGACCAGGAGCGGCGCGCUGGCGUCCUUCCUCAGGUCCACGGCCGCCUCCUUCUCCUCCUCCACGGCCACCACCUUCGGCUCCCGCCCCGCCGGCGGCGGCAAGGCGUCCUUCAACCACCGCAACGCCUUCUCCGGCCCCAUGGUCUCCAUCGUGCCGCCCGAGGCGCGCGGCGGCGGCAGGAGGCGGGGCGGUAGUAAGCAGGGGGGCGGCAGCGGGUACCGGACGCCGGAGGCCUCGUCGCCCAAGGUGUCCUGCAUCGGGCAGAUCAAGCGGAGCAAGUCCAAGACCUGCAAGGCCAGGAAGGCGGCAAAGAACGUCGCCCCCGCGGCGGCCUGCGGGAUGGAUGGCGGCGCCUGCCCCAUGCCGCCGCGGCCGCCGGCCCACAGGCCCAAGAGCUCGCUCGUCAGGCGGAUGUUCUCCCGACGGAGCAGGUCGUCGCGGCCUUCGUCCUCCUCGUCAUCCCACAAGUCGAGCGGCGCUGCCGACCUUUUCAAGGGGAGGCCGGGGAGCAGCGCCGCGGUGGCCGCUGCGCCGGUGUCGGGGCCGGGGAUGGCAGGGCUGGGGCAGAUGAAGCGGUUCACGAGCGGGCGCGGAGCGUUCCAGGACUUCGACUGGAGGGAGGCCGAGAGGAGGGGCUCCGACGUCGACGUGGACGACGAUUACGUGGACGACGGGUUCGUGGCGUUCUCGGCGCCGCUGGUGCUGGGCGGCGGGGUGGUGGCGUCGGAGCCCAGGAAGGAGGUGAACCUGUGGCGGCGCCGCCCCAUGUCGCCUCCUACUCCGCUGGAGCUCCCAUGAGAGCGGACGCCGCAGCAGCACCUGCAUGGCCGCCACACAUGCAAGGCAUGCCAAAUGUGUCGUCUGUUCUUUCAUUAGUUUGUGUACAGAAGCAGUAUACUUCUACGUGAUGCUCAUAAUACAAAGUAGUGUCGAUUUUGAUUUUGUAAAUGUGUGAUGAUCGUGUAUUCUGGAAGGAAUUAAAGAAUUUUUUGAAAUCA